Carya illinoinensis is the source of this 2792-nucleotide messenger RNA. Its product is annotated as scarecrow-like protein 33. The coding region runs from base 366 to 2591 and encodes 741 amino acids. NCBI's taxonomy places the organism in Eukaryota, Viridiplantae, Streptophyta, Magnoliopsida, Fagales, Juglandaceae. Gene Ontology annotation, cellular component: nucleus. Gene Ontology annotation, molecular function: sequence-specific DNA binding; DNA-binding transcription factor activity. The transcript has 2 exons. Gene Ontology annotation, biological process: regulation of DNA-templated transcription. The record is from RefSeq and is a predicted model, not a curated record.
GGGCGCGUGAGUGGCAGAACUCUAGUUGUUUCCUUGUGGGAAAGAUCUUCCUUUGUAGUGGAGAGAAACAUAAUCCUCGUUGCCAAAUAAAAUAAAACAUAACAAAUAAAAAUAAAAGCUUAAAACCAGAUCUCUCGUAGGAUCCUGUCUGUCAGUUUCGCUUUUUGGGGAUGACUAUACCAGGGAGCGUGUUUAGGCUUUAGUUCUGUAAUUGAUUGGAAGAGAAAAGAGAGACUUGCUUUUGAUCUCACCUGUUUGAUCACGUUUUGGCUCUAGUUUGGUGUAAAAUAGUUGGUUUAUUUUGGGGGGAGAUUAUCGAUUUCGUUUUUGGGGUUUUUCAGAGGUGGGUGUUGAAGAACUUGGCCAUGGGUUCACAGGAUGCCCAAUUCUUUGGUUCCCUUAACGAGUUCAACUUUGAUGGAGAACUCUCUCUACCAAACUCAGAUCAGUGCCCAGAUGUUGCAAAUGGAAUUAAAUCCAAUACACCCAGUUACUAUUUUCAAUCAAGUUUUGAGGGUGGUGAUUCUCCCACUGAUGAUAGCGACGGUUCUGAUACUGUCCUCAAGUACAUAAACCAGAUGCUUAUGGAAGAGGAUAUGGAGUCAAAGCCUUGUAUGUUCCAUGAUCCGUUGGCUCUUCAAGCUGCGGAGAAAUCAUUUUAUGAACUCCUUGGUGGAAAGGACCCUCCUUCCCCCGAUCAACGUCUACCUUAUAUGGACCAACAUAUUGGGAGUCCAGAUGAUAAUUCUUCAGGCAGCUGUAGUGAUCACAGCAGCAAUUGCAGCUCCAGUUUUAGUAAUGGAAACACUGUUGAUUCUCUUUGGAAUCAUGCUAAAUUUGGAGAAUACAAACCCUCUCUGUUUAAAAAUCCCCUUCCCACUGACUUUGUUUUCCGGUCCACUUCAAAGCCUAGUGCGCCAUUAUCAUUCAACUCUCUGAACAGCUUCACUAGGGAUGGUUAUGGGCUGUUUGACUCUUCUGUCAGUAAACUUGUGUUUUCGGAGUUGUUUACUGAGGGCGACUCAGUUUUGCAGUUCAACAGAGGUGUAGAGGAAGCUAGUAAAUUCUUGCCGAAAGGAAAGCAACUGAUCGUUGAUCUGGAGAGUAACAAAUUUUCUUCUAUCAUGAAUAAGAAGGCUCCAGAAGUGGUAGUUAAGACAGAGAUUGACGAGAGGGAGCAAUCCCCUGCUGGGUUGAGAGGAAGGAAGACUUAUGAGAGGGGGGAUACAGAGUUAGAAGAUGGGAGGAGUAACAAGCAGGCGGCGAUUUCUAUGGAUGAGAGUGAUGAGAGUGAACUAUCAGACAUGUUUGAUAAAGUAUUGCUCUGUGCUGUGAGAAAAGAGGAGCCUUCUGUGUGUACUGAUGAAGGCUUGGUUAAUGGAAACAAGAAUCUCCGGCAGAAUGGACAAUCCAAUAAAUCUAGUGGUGAGAAGACUCGUGUGAAGAGCAAUAAGAAUGUAGUGGAUUUGAGAACUCUACUGGUCAUGUGUGCACAAGCUGUCUCUGCUGAUGAUAGGAGGACUGCCAGUGAACUGCUAAAGCAGAUUAGGAAGCACUCGUCCCCAUUUGGCGAUGGGUCUAAGAGGCUGGCCCAUUACAUUGCAGACAGCCUUGAAGCACGUUUGGAUGGCACUGGAACCCAGAUUUAUACUGCUUUAGCUUCCAAAAGAACGUCAGCUGCUGAUAUGUUGAAAGCAUACCAGAUUUAUGUUUCAACCUGCCCAUUCCACAAGCUUGCAAAUAUCUUUGCCAAUCAUAUGAUUUUGCAGGCAGCUGAGCAAGCAGAGACACUUCAUGUUAUAGAUUUUGGUAUCCUUUAUGGUUUCCAGUGGCCUGCUCUCAUGUUCUGUCUCUCAAGAAGAUCUGGUGGGCCUCCCAAGCUACGCAUUACAGGUAUAGAGCUUCCCCAGCCUGGUUUCUGGCCAGCAGAAAGAGUCCAGGACACAGGGCGUCGCUUGGCAAAGUAUUGUGAGCGCUUCGGGAUCCCCUUUGAGUUUAAUGCAAUAGCACAGAAGUGGGAUACCAUCCGUAUUGAGGACCUUAAAAUUAAUAGAGAUGAGGUAAUUGCUGUAAAUUGUAUUGACCGAUUUAAGAACCUACUUGAUGAGACAGUUGUGGUAAGCAGUCCGAGGAAUCUUGUUCUGAACUUAAUUAGAAAAAUAAAUCCUGAUAUUUUUGUCCAUGGUAUUGUUAAUGGAUCCUACAAUGCCCCUUUCUUUGUCACGCGGUUCCGUGAGGCCCUGUUCCACUUCUCCACUAUGUUUGAUAUGCUUGAUGCUAAUAUUGCACGGGAAGAUCCAAUGAGGCUGAUGUUUGAAAAAGAGUUUUUUGGGCGGGAGGCCAUGAAUGUCAUAGCUUGUGAAGGUUCAGAGAGAGUGGAGAGGCCUGAGACCUACAAGCAGUGGCAAGUUCGAAACACGAGGGCUGGGUUUAGGCAGCUUCCUCUAGACCGUGAACUCAUGAAGAAAGUUAGAGAUAAAGUGGCAGGCAAGUAUCAUGAUGAUUUUGUGGUCAAUGAAGAUGGCCACUGGAUGCUUCAAGGUUGGAAGGGCCGGAUUGUCCAGGCUACCUCUUGCUGGGUACCUGUGUAGGGUUUGAAAGUAUACCAUGUACACCGAGUAAUUGUUGUAGAAUGUAGCUAAUCUUGAGCUUUUGUAUAAUGCACCCAGCAUAAACAGCAUAUCAUAGAAAUGUAGUAACAGUAGUAAUGUCUGAUUUAGGUAGUGCUGUAACAUAUGGAACAGUGUUCUAUGUAUCAUAUAUAUAUAUAUAUUUCAUCACCCUUUCAUCUA